AUGGGACAGACACAGCAAACAGGGAAUUGUGAGGAGAUCGAUGUCAAAUCCCUUCAGGAUAUGUAUAAGAAAUUUGUCCUAGAGUGCCCAAGUGGAGUACUUUUCCUGCACGAGUUUAAACGUUUCUUUGGAGUGGACCCAACCGGGGAAGCAUCUGAUUAUGCGGAGAACAUGUUCCGGGCCUUUGACAAGAAUGGGGACAACACAAUCGAUUUCCUAGAGUUUGUGGCAGCACUGAAUCUUGUUUUUCGUGGAGACCUGGAGCAUAAAUUACGCUGGUCAUUCAAGGUGUAUGACAAAGACGGCAAUGGCUACGUGGACAGGAAUGAGCUGCGGUCGAUAAUUGAUAGCAUCUAUCGGAUCAAGAAAUUCUCAAAAAAAGACAUGAACGAGCCCAGUCUGUCGGUUGAUGAGGUCGUGGAACGAAUAUUAGAUGCUGUUGACUUUGACAGAGAUGGUCACAUUACUUUGGAGGAAUUUGUUAAAGGAGCACAGCAAGAUUCAUGGGUUCUUAAUAUGUUAAGGUUGGACAUGAAUCCGGCUGGAUGGGUCCUGGAACAGAACAGAAGAAAGAGUGCUAACUUCUGA
Cyprinodon variegatus (sheepshead minnow) is the source of this 588-nucleotide messenger RNA. RefSeq names its product guanylyl cyclase-activating protein 2-like. Bases 1 to 588 code for a protein of 195 amino acids. The transcript is spliced from 4 exons. The record is from RefSeq and is a predicted model, not a curated record. NCBI's taxonomy places the organism in Eukaryota, Metazoa, Chordata, Actinopteri, Cyprinodontiformes, Cyprinodontidae. Gene Ontology annotation, biological process: visual perception. Gene Ontology annotation, cellular component: photoreceptor inner segment; cone photoreceptor outer segment. Gene Ontology annotation, molecular function: calcium ion binding; calcium sensitive guanylate cyclase activator activity.